Papaver somniferum (opium poppy) is the source of this 1409-nucleotide messenger RNA. Its product is annotated as transcription factor MYB1R1-like. The record is from RefSeq and is a predicted model, not a curated record. Gene Ontology annotation, biological process: response to ethylene; response to gibberellin; response to auxin. Gene Ontology annotation, molecular function: DNA binding; zinc ion binding. Bases 280 to 1317 code for a protein of 345 amino acids. Lineage: Eukaryota; Viridiplantae; Streptophyta; Magnoliopsida; Ranunculales; Papaveraceae. The transcript is spliced from 2 exons.
AACCCUAUCUUUCCCAACUACACCAUCCUUUCGCUUCACAAAACAAAAUAUUUUCUUCUCAUUCAAUCCCCUUCCAACACGCCCUUAGACUCUUUCUACAGAGUCCUCUUCACCGUUCACAAUCAAAUCCUCGUUUAUUUUAUAAACUUUCAGAUUUCUCACACAGAUUGGAAAACCUAAACCAGAUCACCCGAUUUCAAUCUUCUCAACUUAAAAACAGAGAGGACAUAUCUCUGCUCUCUGUAUAAUCGGUUCUUCUUUUUUAUCACCGAGAUAAUCAUGAUGAUGUCUCGGAACUGUUCUCAGUGUGGGAACAAUGGUCAUAAUUCCAGAACUUGCGGUGAUGUUAAUGUUAAUGGUAACAGCAAUACUCAUGAUGAUGCUGGUAAUAACAACAAUACCAAUGGGUUUAUGUUGUUUGGUGUUCGUGUUACCGAAGGUUCUUCGAAUCCGAUGAUUCGUAAGUGUGUUAGUAUGAAUAAUCUAUCUCAAUAUCAACAGAUUCAAGAGCCAGUAAAUGUCAAUACUGCUAACAUUAAUACGAAUACUAGUGCGCAUGAUCAUGAUGCUUCUUCUGGUUACGCUUCUGAUGAUGUUGUUCAUAACUCCAUCGGUGUUCGAGAUCGCGAUCGUAAACGAGGAGUACCAUGGACAGAAGAAGAACAUAGACUAUUUUUAUUAGGGUUACAAAAAGUAGGAAAAGGUGAUUGGAGAGGAAUUUCAAGAAACUUUGUGAAAACGAGAACACCAACACAGGUAGCCAGUCAUGCUCAGAAGUAUUUCUUAAGGAGAAGCAAUUUGAACAGAAGAAGACGGAGAUCCAGUUUAUUUGAUAUUACAACUGAAGAAGAAGAAUCAACAGGUGAAAAUCAAAAUCAUAUUCCUAUUUCGCCUUCGUAUUCAAACGGUGAAUUAGGAUUUUCAUCAUCGUCGGCAUCAUCUUUUCAAUUGAAUCUUGGGAUUUCAGCCUCAUCAUCCGUUGAUGAUUUAACAAGUCUUAACAAGCAUCGGUCAAACAUUAUCCGUCCUAUACCGGUGUUUCCGAUCCCUCCAUCGUCGAGGAUGGGAAAUCUCAGUUUAGAUUCAAAGAAAUCAAAAUCUAAGGUGGAUGACUAUCAUCCACAACAUCAUCAAUCUACUGUUUUAUCGCUUAAUCUGGGAAGCACUUCUGUAUCAUCUUCGAGUCAACAACAGCAAACAAUAUCGAAUUCCUCAAGGCACUCUGCUUCCUAUAACCAGCAGAAUAGUAAUAGUUUUAGUAGCAGUAGUGAUGGGGAUCUUGAUUUGAAUGGUGGAAACGUAAUUAGAGUUGCUUGAUCGAAUUAUAUUAUAGAAUUCAUUCUACUGUAAAAACAAAGAUCAAAUUUUCAGAGAGAAAGAAAGAAUCAAAUUGGUGGUUAGUUGUUUUC